UUGCAGCUGGUGGUGUCGCCGCUGGUGGCGGGGCUGGCGGUGGGCAUCGGCGUGCCGAUCCUGCUGUUCUACGUGUACGGCGUCGUGCCCGUGUCGCUGUGCCGCGCCGGCGGGUGCGCCGCCGCGCCGCACCGCUACGACGACGAGCGAGAUGAGCGCGACGAGCGGGAUGCUGCGCCCGACGCGGACGCUGUCUCGCGUCGCCUCGAGCCCAGCAUUGGCGACACGUCGCUGUCCGCGGGCUCACAGCAGGCAGAGGCGCGCGCGCCGUCGCUGGCCGCGCUGGCGGGCUCGCUGGGCGGGCACGAGGCGCCGUCGCCCGCCGCGCACCGGCUCGAGGUGACGGUGGACGUAGCCGCGUCCGCCGCCUCCGACACCGCCAGCGCUGCCUCGUGGCCCGACGAUCUGCCCUCCACCUCGUCGCGCUCCGCACGCCUGCGCAGCCUGUUCCUGUACGGCUCGGCCGCGCCGCCGCCCGACCCCGAGGCGGGCGCCUGCCCCCCGCCCACUGCGCCCCGCUCCGCCACGCCCGACGCCUCGUAA
Messenger RNA from Parnassius apollo (apollo), 543 nucleotides. The record is from the annotation of a GenBank genome assembly. Lineage: Eukaryota; Metazoa; Arthropoda; Insecta; Lepidoptera; Papilionidae.